Molecule: messenger RNA, 1785 nt
Organism: Acanthaster planci (crown-of-thorns starfish)
Lineage: Eukaryota; Metazoa; Echinodermata; Asteroidea; Valvatida; Acanthasteridae
Product: cytochrome c oxidase subunit FA4-like
Cellular component (GO): respiratory chain complex IV
Source: RefSeq, a predicted model, not a curated record
GCAUGACAUCGCCAUUUAGGCCUUGAGUUUGAGUACAAUUUUUGUGAAGGUUUGUCGGUCAUUGAUUUCGUCUUGUUUAGACGCCUAAGCAAAAGUCGCAACCAUGAUGCAGGGAUUAACAAUGAAGUCACUACGAAGUCACUAUUCAUUGAUUCCACUGUUCAUCUCAGUGGGAGCUGGAUCUGUGUUUGCCGCUUACUAUCUCGCCCGACUUGCUCUGAAGAACCCCGAUGCGACGUGGGACAAGAAGAAUAACCCAUACCCUUGGACAAGGAUCAAGCCAAAUGAGAACAUCAAGUUCUAUGCCCCAGGAGGUAUAGACUUUGCCAAGCUGAAGUCAAACCGACCUGAACUCUAAGACAUCUGGCCACCCACCCCUCGCGACUCAACGAUAUGAAAGAGCAAUAUUUCGAUGAGCCUGCCAACGGGAGAUGGCAGAUGCCGUGAAAAAAAAAUUUAAGGAUUUGUACAAAGAAAUAAUUUGUUUGACUAAUAAUAAUGAGCUCUUAAGAAUGGUUUGUGUUAGAGAAGUUUAAUUUUGGUUUUGAUUUUCAGUUUUGUGCUGUAAAGUUUUACAGUUAUACAUUGUACAAGAACAUCAUCAAAAUACAAUGAAGUUAAUUGGUAUAAUGCCCCCACAUCCUCCAAUAUUUAACCUCAGGGCCAAAGUUCACAGAGCUGCGAAGUGCAUAUUGUGCUGGGCAAAGAUUUGCAUAGCGAAAGGUGGUGAUGCUGGUGACCAGCCAAAAUGUCAUGCAUUCUGUAUACAGUAUUUCCUGUGACGGGUUCCCAGCUGAUGUUUGCUCUUCACAUAAAUUGGCUAGCUUCUGCUUAGCAGCUCUGUCAAAUUAGGCCCUGAUCACUUUGACUUAAUCCAGUUGACAGAGGCCCGAUGAUAGGCUUUUUAAAGGAGAAAGAACACUUUAUCAGCAUUUAUUGCAAGUGUUGGGGUUUAGAUGGAAGCAAGAUGUCUCCUAAUGCAUGUACUUCCUCAAACCUUCUGAUACAGCAUGCACAAUCUGCAACCCACUGUAGAAUGUGUUCUGAGAGUAUUUCUCUGCUCGUAAUGAUCUGUGCUAUUUACAAAGCAAUAUGGAUUGUUCUUUGAAUCUGACAAGGUGUUAGGAUGGAUAUUUCAAAAGCAUCAAAAUGUGGAAAUCACUCCACAAAAGAUUAGUAUUAGUCAACUUUCUUAGAAGCAUAUCCAGUUUAAAUUUCACCCACAAAGAUUUGCUGACAAAACACAUUACCUGUGACAGAAAAGUGAUAGACACAGAUGUUACAAUUUCCAUAUGAAGUAUUUUAGGUUUAUUUUUUAUUUCAAAGUUGUUGUUUUUUUAAUCCGAGCGCACAAACAUUUCUCUACAGGGCUGAAGUCCUUCUGUGAAGAUUAUGCAGUCUUCCUCUCAACAGUAUUCGCUUCACCCAGUUUUCCCGCGGAAGUAUUUUUAUAAUAUGCUGCAGAAAAUUGUUCUCAGUAUUUCAGAAAAUUGCACAAAUACGUGGAUUCCAUGUACCUGAGUCCUUCCCCCACAGGGUCAAAUUAAACAGUGUAAUUUAACGCACAAGCUUACAUUGGAUAUCAAAGCAGAACUACACACUUUUUUUGAAAGGGAUUUUUCUCUCCAGAACAAAUGAACAACCUGACCCUUCUAUGACCAUCAAAUCAUAACUCCUGCAUGCAUGUUAAUGACCCAAGUUCUUGAACUUAGUGCAGAGUGUACCGUAGACUUUGACACAGACUGAUGUUGAAAUAAAUUUGAAGAGCCAGUCAUUUUAGUUGUA